Molecule: messenger RNA, 10585 nt
Organism: Pogona vitticeps (central bearded dragon)
Lineage: Eukaryota; Metazoa; Chordata; Lepidosauria; Squamata; Agamidae
Source: RefSeq, a predicted model, not a curated record
AUAACAUGGUUGCUAUGGUUCUGUUUAGAGAUGGAUUCACUGCAAUGACUCAGGAAGGGAGGACUUCCCUUUUUAUGGAGAGACUUGAGGAGAAUGAGCAUGAAGGACAUAACAUCACUUCAUAAGUGUCUGACAACUGGAUUUGGGGGGCAAUGGUCCACCCUGUAUGCCUCUUGACUACAAAGGCAGCACUGGGGGAAUCAGUUGAUGGUAUGUCAUAUAGUAUGAAGACAUCUGUGCCUCUGUGCAAUGAGGAAAGUCAAGGCCAUGGUGCUUCACUCUUUAAAAGGAACAAGCGACUGAAAAAACGUACAAGGAAGGCCUUUGGAAUACGGAAGAAAGAAAAGGAUUCAGAUUCCACAGGAUCACCAGACAGAGAUGGAACUCCACCCAGCCCUCAUCCUCAUGAUCCACCCUCCAAUAGCAAACCAGAAUGUGCACAGGAAGGAGGAAAAACAGUUUCGAAGAGAACAAAUGGUGCUCCAAAUGGAUUUUAUUCAGAGAUUGACUGGGAACGAUAUAAUUCACCUGAGCUUGAUGAAGAAGGAUACAGCAUCAGGCCAGAAGAACCAGGCUCUACCAAAGGAAAGCACUUUUAUUCCUCAAGCGAAUCUGAAGAGGAGGAAGAGGCACAUAAGAAAUUCAACAUUAAAAUCAAGCCUUUACAAUCUAAAGAUGUCAAGAGUGCAGCAACUGUUGAUGAAUUGAAAGCUUCUAUAGGCCACAUUGCACUUUCACCGUCUCCAGUGAGGAAAAGUCCGAGGCGUAGCCCGGGUACAAUUAAAAGGAACUUAUCCAGUGAAGAGAUAGCAAGACCCAGGCGUUCUACACCUACUCCAGAACUUCUAAGCAAAAAAGCACCAGAAGAUACUACAGCACUAGCACCACUGUUUGGUCCACCCCUAGAAUCUGCAUUUGAGGAAGAUAAACUAGAAGCUCCUAUAGAUCAACCUGAAGUGUGGGGUUCAGUGCAACCAGAAAACUUAGAAUCUCCUAAUGCAUCACGAACUUUUCCAUCUGGAACACCUCCUCCACUUCCACCUAAGAACAUUCCAGCUACACCUCCACGUACUAGUUCUCCUUUAACAACUGGAGUAGGCGAUGAACAGACAGAAACAGAGGUCAAAGGUGACAAACUACCAUCAAUCAAUGACUUGGACAACAUUUUUGGCCCAGUAUUAUCCCCCAAGUCUGUUGCUGCUAACGCGGAGGAUAAAUGGAUCAGUUUUUCUGAUCAAUCCCCGGAAAACGUAACUCCAGAGGUGACUUCAAGGGGAAAAGGGGUGUCCUCACCUGUGGCAUCAGAAACCCCAGAUGAGCCUCCAAAGGGUGAAACCUCUCGCAGUGUUCCAUCUCCACUCAAUUUAGAAGAGGUUCAGAAGAAAGUUUCUGAGCAGACCCACGUUAAAGAUGAUAACUUAGCACCAGCACCAUCUCCUAAGGAGUUUGGAGUGGGACAGAGAGCAACACCGCCUCCCCCUCCACCUCCUACCUACAGAACAGUGGUGUCGUCACCCGGACCAAGCUCUGGCGGUGGCACAGGAAGCACCAGCGGGUCAUCAUCUCCUGCUCGUCCUGCAACCCCUCUGGCAUCGUGCAGUAGCCCUACUCCUCCACCUCCUCCACCUAGACCCCCGUCUCGUCCAAAAUUGCCUCCUGGGAAGCCUGGAGUUGAUGUGUCCAGACCUUUCAGCCCUCCCGUCCACUCCUCCAGCCCUCCUCCAAUAGCACCAUUAGCACGGGCUGAAAGCACCUCUUCCAUAUCAUCCACCAAUUCCUUGAGUGCAGCAACUACUCCCACAAUUGAGAAUGAGCAGCCUUCCCUCGUCUGGUUUGACAGAGGAAAGUUUUAUUUGACUUUUGAAGGCUCUUCUCGAGGACCUAGCCCCUUAACAAUGGGUGCACAAGACACUCUGCCUGUAGCUGCAGCUUUCACUGAAACAGUUAAUGCAUACUUCAAAGGAGCAGACCCUAACAAAUGCAUAGUGAAGAUUACUGGAGAAAUGGUGCUGUCAUUUCCUGCAGGAAUCACUAGACAUUUUGCCAAUAAUCCCAGCCCAGCUGUUCUAACGUUCCGUGUGACAAAUUACAACAGGUUAGAACACGUCUUGCCAAAUCCCCAACUGCUUUGCUGUGACAAUACUCAAGCUGAUGCCAACACAAAGGAAUUCUGGGUAAACAUGCCAAAUUUGAUGACCCACUUAAAGAAAGUGUCUGAACAGAAACCACAAGCAACAUAUUACAAUGUGGAUAUGCUUAAAUAUCAGGUAUCAGCCCAGGGUAUUCAGUCUACCCCAUUGAACCUUGCAGUGAACUGGCGAUGUGAGCCUACAAGCACUGAUCUACGCAUUGACUACAAGUAUAAUCUAGAGGCAAUGACUACCCCAGUAGCUUUAAACAAUGUGCAGUUCCUUGUUCCCAUAGAUGGAGGAGUGACUAAACUUCAAGCUGUGCUUCCACCUGCCAUUUGGAAUGCUGAACAACAAAGGAUAUUGUGGAGAAUUCCUGAUAUUUCACAAAAAUCAGAAAAUGGAGGUGUGGGCUCUUUGCUGGCACGGUUCCAGUUAUCAGAAGGACCAAGCAAGCCUUCCCCACUGGUUGUACAAUUUACCAGUGAAGGGAGCACACUCUCCAGCUGUGAUAUUGAACUUGUUGGCGCUGGGUAUCGUUUUUCGCUUAUUAAAAAGAGGUUCGCAGCAGGAAAAUAUCUCGCAGACAACUAGCAGAUGUUUAUGCAAGUAUGUGGAAAAUCUGUACAGCUGAGGACUGCUGUGAGUGGACCUGUUUUAUAUGCUGUUUGAGGAAAAACUAACUGAAUCCUGUACUCUGGACAUUUCUGUUGGAAGUAUCAGCAACUUUCAACAUUCCUCCCUCAGAAAAUACCAUGUUGACCAGUUCUACAGUAUUUACUUCUAGGUGUAAUAUUGUUAAUGUUUUAAAUUGUAAUUAUUGUAUUUGUAAAUUGUACUCAUUCCAGUAAGGCUGUAUUUUGGCAGUUAGACACUUGAGUUAUAGGAUUUUACCAUUCAUGAAUGAGUGUAAUUUAAACUGUGGUAUAUAAAUUUAAUAGUAGUACUGUUGAAUGGCACAAUGCUUUCAGAGGUAGAUAACAUUUUGUCAGUAUAUACAAUUUGAAAACAGUGCUAAUAGCUGUGAAAAGGGGGGGUGCCUCAGAAAGAAAGUUGAACAGAUAACGUGCAAAUUCACUUCUUCUUUUAUUUUGUUCUUUUUUAUGUAUCAUAUAAAUUAUUAUCGGUAUAUGAAAAAGCAGGUCCAUCUUUAAACACUUAGGUGAGUUGAUUCCAGAUUAUUUUAGCAAAUGUUGAGGUGUUACAACAGAUUUUCCAAAAAGAUGCAAAGUGUGAUUUGUUUUCACUUUAAACACUUCUUUCAUGUUUUCGUCAUCAAACUAACAACCUAUUGCAACAUUUUUUAAAAAAAGUUAUAGAAAUCUAUUAGAAACCCUGUCUCAGAUGAAACAUAUGCUGGUAUAGUUUUGUUUCUCUUUCCAUUAUUUUUCCCUGUUAAAGAAAAAGAGCACAAUCCACUGGAAAUCUCAUAAUGCAAGUUCCGUUGAAAUGAAUUGAAAGCAUAGUUGGGUAGCUAAGCAGUUUCAGUUAUGUAUUGGAAAUGUUUCUAGGGCAUCAUUCUCAAAACAAACCAACAGCUUUAAAAUAUCAAGCAGCAACUUUAGCUAAUAUAUCUGUUUGUGGGUACAGAGAAAGGGGAUUAUUCAUGUAGUCUAAUUUCAGCAAAAAUCUGAUUUUAUAGUGUAUUUAUUUUUUACAAUGCUAUUAGCACGCAAAAUCCUUGAACAGAUUAUAAACAUCCUUUUACCUCCUUGAAUCUGAUUCUGAGUGAGAACAGCAUCAAAGUAAUGUCCCUUUUCCACCACUUCUAAACAUUCUUAAUGGGGUAGAAAAUCAUGAACUGAACUUGAAAGAUAGGGAAAGGGGAAAUUAGUUUUUGAACUGGCAGCGUGAUUAUUUUAUAUAAGUAUUUAAAUCCCAUGAUAGGUCUGUGUUCUUCAACUAUGUAUUUAAUCUUUGGGUUUUGAGUCCAUUGUGAGGUUUUUCUUAUACCUAUCGUAUAGAAGAGUACAACUUUUUAAAAAUUCCAUGCAUUUACCCAACAUUGCUAAAUUAGUUGUCUGGUAUUCACAGAAGUUUUAGUUCUGUGGCAAUUCUUCAUUUGGCUAUUGUACUUGCAGUCAGAAACUUGAAAAAACAAAUGAGGGUUGUGAGAGGUCACCAUGGAGUUAUAUGGAAGGUCAUACAACUCCUGGACUAGAAUCACAUCACUUUGUGUGUGUAUGUGUAUGUGCGUGCGCACGUGAACAACUAGUAGUUUUAUGAAUUUGAGAUCAAAAUUGAUUGGCAUCCAGCUGUCUCAUUUGGAAAUGAAAAUGGCUGUGCUUGAGGAACACCUAUGUCUUUAUCAAAACAAGCCGGCAGAUUAGAAGUUGUCUUAGAAAUCUGGAUAUAAAUAGAGCUCUUUGAAAACAAGAAUGAGUAGUAUAUAUCCUACAGUGGUAGAAAUUGAAAUUCUGCAUAUUUUGGAAAGGGAAAAAUAUCAGAGUUAAUUCCUUUUGGUACGAGUCUUUAGAUGAGAAAUCUGAAGAGCUACUAGUGAAUAAAAUAUAAUGCCCAAUGCAGAAAAAUACACUCCACUACCCUCCUAAUGCUGAUUUCAGAAGUUAUUCUGUACUGCUGAUGAAAAUGGAAAAUUUUGAUUUUGCUAGAAGUCUGAAAGAUUUGGGAUGAGAAACUGAGUUUUGUCUUUCUACUUUCAGUCCUAUAUGUUAGAAAUAUAAUCAGUGUUUGUGCAUGAUAGUAAAAUUUGGUUGUCAAUGAUAUCAGGUGAUCUCUGUUGUGACAGUAUUGCAAAAGCUGAAAUGAGAGAAAGCAAGUUUCUACCUUAAUGGAGAACACUGCUGUGUGGUUCUGUUUUUAUCUCUUACCUAUGACAGUUAAUGGGCUGUGCCAUAGUUAUGGGGCCUUUUAGGAAUGUGUGUGCAAGUUCAGAGCACAAAAUUUCAAUUCAAAACUAAUCACUGCAAACAAAAAGUCUCUCUUUUCUUAUCUGAAUUAAGAGCUUACUUUCAUGCAAAACGACACACAUUCUACAUUGGGAAAAGAUUUAUCAGCAAAUGGGUUUCAAUGCUGGAAAGAAACCCAUUUUUUAAAAAAUAUUAAAAUGAGAGGAAAAAAAUCCAAUAAAUUUUUAAACUCUCACCAGACAAAUAGAUGAGAGAAUUAUGUCCUAAAAAACAAAUGCAUUUGUUAUGAUAUAAAGGCACAGUCUUUCUCAACCUUGGUAAGAUUAAAAACAGGUUUUCAAAAUUUUAGAAAAAAAAUACUAAAUGCAUGAAAUUUGCAUCUUGCUUUUCUGUGCUUUGCAAAUUAGAGAUUUAUUUGAAGCAGCAAUAUCUACACCUUUCAGCUCAUCCAAACUGAUAGUGUAGUACCAGUCUCUGGCACAGGUUGCCUAGUAUCAGCAGCUACCAACCUUAGAACCAGACUCCUUGUAAUGGUUGAGAGCUGUGUUGAGUCACCAGUGAUGUUCAGAAAGGAACAAAACAUCUGGUUAUCAAGUUUUUUUAAAAAAUGUAUUUGCCAAUUUCUUGCAGCAAGAGCAGCUCUUGUGCAAUCUUUGAAUUCCAAUGUUUAUUCCCAUUCCUGUUUCCCCACAAGUAGCAAAUGGUUACAACACGCAAAGCCUUUACCAGAUGCUUUUGUUGCUGUUCUUCACUCAUCCACAUUUCUGAAUUGGAUGAAAUGUAAAAGUAAUACAGAAAUGGAAGGUCUUUUAAAGUUCACAUUAAAUGAAAAAGAGAAUUAAACGCAUCUGAAUGUAAUAGUAUGAAUUUGCAUACUAAUCCUGGACUUUGCUAACCAAAAUACAACUUACAUGCAAGCAAAGUGGAAUGUUCUCCUUUUAUAUGAAACAUUUUUCAUAUAAAAGUUGGGCUACAGCUCAAUCGGCAGAGAAGAAAACAUUUCACAAAAUAGAAGAGCUAUUCUUAAACAAUUUUUGCAAUGCCCCAACAGUGAGAUUGUAGUGGCUAACAGCACUUCUUCUUGGCAAUUCUCCUGUUGCCUACAUCACUUCUCUACCAGCAAACCAAAAACAAUGCCUCAUGCAAAGACCUCUUUGGAUUAUACUGGUGUACUCUACCUUUGGAGUAUCUCAUUCUAGCCGUUAGUACAUAAUCAUCUUCAAGGUUGAAGUACGGCUGAGAGAGUAAGGAAGUGGUGGAGGGGUCCGUCUAUAUACGUAGGAGGUUUCUCGCCCAGUUUCAAUAAGAACUAAAAUAUAAUACCAUUGCCUUACUUUUUCCUGGCAGAGGAAGGAAUUGGAUUAGACUGCAACUGAGUCAGCUGUGGACACACUAGUGGGCAGAAUACAUAGAGUUAAUAUACUGUCCACAGUUAGAUAAAUCUUCAUUCUGCAAGGCAUAUUCAGAAACAUCUUCUAUUUCAUCAUCAUAAAAGAAAAAUCAGAAAUAUAGCAUGCCCUUCAAGAAAGUUACUAAAUGGAAAUAUCUUUCUAUAUUGCAUGCAUAAUCUCAAGAAAAGAAACAAUAGUUCUCAAAGCUGUGAUAGGACUGCAAUCUUAUUUACAUGUGUAGGAAAAGGCUCCAUGAAAAUCAGCAAGAUGUACUUCUGUGUAGAUAUAAAUGGGUUCAGGCUACAGGUUUUUAAAAGCAAAAGUAUAAGAUACAUAAAUCAUUAGGCUAGUUUCAGGUACUUCAGUAGAAUCCAUGAACAGAACACUUCUAUGCUCUUUGCGCAUUGAAACUCAAUAUAAUGUAUGCAGUGUUUAGUUCGUUCAGCUGCAUUUUACUGGGCUUCAUUUUAAAAAAUUAAAUUACGUAUAACAAUUCUUCAACGAAAUAACUUAAUGUUUGACUUUCAUUGCUUAAUUCAUUCAUUUCUCUUCUCAUUUAUUUUUCUUCUAUGUUUUUAUUUUAAUAAUUUUUUAAAAUUUUAAGUGGACCAAAUUUCUGUUCACCUACAUUAGUACUAGCUUAAGCAGCAAUGUCUGCCUUAAUUAUCUUUUUUGUUGUUUGUUACUACUAAACUGCAGCCUCCUCUUCAUUUCACUUCUGCUUUGAUGCUUGAUUACUCAUUAUUACAAUGGCUGUUUCACAGUUUUCUUCAGUGCUUGCACUAUUACAAAAGUGUCCAAAUGAAUAUGUCACACCUUUUAAACUUCUUUCUAGGCAGAUACUUGACCCAUAAUGUGCAAACAUAGAAAAACAUCAUCUGGUGAAAAGGGAGGUCUGUUAUAAUUGCUCCUUUAUGGAGUCUAGAUUUCAAAGAUAGAAGAAUAGAUUUUUGUUAUCCAAUUUUCUUAUGCAGACUACAUAGGACAGGGCCUGAUAACAAUGAUCUUACAUGUGCAACUUCUGCUAUCUGUAGAAUGUCAAAUACGGCAUGGAAUGUGCAUGUAUAGAUCCACACAUAUGUGUUACACACUAACACUUUUAUGGGAGACAGCUUCUCAUACAGGGAACAUUUCUGUAUACAAAUGUAUGCUCUACAACAGUGAAUUACUUUAACCCCAUGGGGGGGGAGGCACAGGUUUUUCAGACUCAGUUCUGUGCCCCCAUGUUGUCUGAGACAUCUGUAUACUAAUUUUUAGAAUUAUAUUUGUAUCAAUCAUAACAAUUUGGGUAUAUUUCUAAGAAAGUAGCUUCUUUUGAUUUGGUUUUUUAAAAAUUCUGAAUUAUUUAAUUUACCUGAGCAGAACAGCUAUUUGUUAGAAAUAGGCCAGUGUGAGAACCUUUGGUUAAAGUAUCCAUCUUUUGAAGAACAAAUUAGGAUUAAAAUAUUGCCUGCUCAAAUAUUUAUUUUUUCGUAUUUUUAAGUUGCUUUCCAAAUGAAUUGCCCAGACUACAUAAACACUGCAUAACACUAUAUAGAAGGCAACAUUCCCAUUGAUUUCAAGCGCAAAAAUCCUCUUGGGAUAAAAAUGAGGCAGCUCAGAAAAUGCUUUCACAAAUGAGAAGCUAGUAAGUAACAACCACUAUGUUUUCCCUUCUUCUUUUUUUUGGUACUUAAUAUUGCACUUUAAAAGGUCAAAACAAAAACUUUCUGAGAUAGCUAGUAAAUUAGAUGCAUCAAAAUACCCAGCAGUCGGGCAUCCGUAGUGCAACCUUUGAUAAUCCCCUCCAAAAUUAAUCAUUUUACCCUUUAUGCAAUAAGGAAAAUGACACCUGAAACUCUUUUUCAUAAAGUGGGUAAUAUAGUAAAAAUUGUGCACUUAGAAUGAGUACAAACCAAACGCUGAUGACAAUAGCGCCCACCUAAACCACCACAUGGUGAUCACCUUCUGAACUCCCCCUUCAAAAACAGAUUUCAUGCAUCACCAGCUAACUAGCUCCUGCAGCUUUGGAAACAUUUCAUAAAGUGGCCUCCAAUAUCUCAAAAAGAGCUUUCUGCUGGAAACAAACAAAUGAAAAACCCCAAAGAAACCAUGGUGUGGUGGGUACACACAUCAACUCUUGCUUGUAAUUAAUGAGGCUCUUCAGAUCUCAGUCAAUCAGCCCUCCUGUUAAUCUGGAUAAGAUGCAGACAAGAGAAAGUCACAACUUGAACGAAUGACUCUAGUGCAAAGUGAUGCUUUCAGAGAUUCUACCAGUAUGAGAAUUAUAUAAACGAUCACUUCUAUAUCUUUUAUAUAAAUAACAUUUUGAAAUGGCUAGAUCAGGACAAAAUGGAUCAAUAUUUUUAAACAGCCUGACAAGAAAACUGAAAUAAUUCUUUUACUUAAAAUUCUGGUGUAACUGUGGUGACUGUGUAUCCAUCAUCUAGUUCCUAUAGUAUUUCUCAAUUUUCUACAUUUACAGUAGCCUAAUAGAAAAUGAGUUUCUGUGGACACCUUUGUUAGCAGCCAGACUAUAGCUCUGCAUACACAGAAACCUCUGGAAAAGUUUAAAUCUCAGUUUUUAAAAAAUAAACAUAAUAAUGAAAGAAGAAAACACUUAUUUUUGGAAGUUACAAAACUUGCUGUCCAAAAAGUCUCAUUUCAAAGGUUUGAUAUCUACCUGGGUGCCGAUUCAGUUCAAUAUACUGCAAUAUAGAUUUGUUGUUUUUGAUAUGUGAUGUUUGAUCUUUCUGUAUGUUAUAUGAAAUUCUUAAUUUGGAUGCUUACCAUGAUAACCAAAACCUGUAAUUAUUUCAAAAUGCAAUAGUGUAAUUUUUUUUUCUCAUGGGAAAACUCCAAUCUUUGCCUGUACCUAAGUUGGAAUUAUUUUCUUACAAGUGUCCAGGAGUCCUUUCUAGUGGUACCAGGCAUCUUGUCUUGUGCUUGUCAGUACUCUGCCUUGUGAUGUCAGUAAAAAACAAUAACACAAAGCACUUAAUAUUGUUUGAUCCCAGCACAGGAUCACUGUCACUGCUGCUGGAUUCCUAGUGUUGAUUUCAGUUGUUAGUACAUUCAUGAUGUUCAAAGGUUUACAUGAGCAGGAUUUCACUACAGGCCAAGCAGUACUGUACAUGCAAGUCUAGAAUCUGCCUUUUGGUGAUACUGAGAAUGUUAAAUGUUCCUAACCCAUUGUUUCAAAUUAAUAUGUGUAUGGGAUACAGGCAUUUUAAAUUUUACCUCCAAUACCUGGAGCUUGCAACACUACCACAUCAUUUCUGAACUUGGCGACUAAGAACACCAAAAAUACUGGUGUCUCAGAAGGGGAUAUUAAUUUUCAAAAGAUAAUUAUGCUCUAUGACCAAUACAUUGCUUGUAAGUGUGCAGAUAAUUUGUUUAUGGACUCAAACUCCAAUCCGGCCAAACUGUUGUACACAUGUUUUCAAAGGCACUAUUUACUUGCAUGCAGUUAAGCAUGUGUAUAAGCAUUUGCAGGCCUUGGGUCUUGAAUUUUUAGCUGUGACUUCUUCUCUAGAGGAAGUCAAAGACCUGAAUUAGAUGUCCUGGUGUUUAUCAGAUAUCAAACUAUAUCAUUUUAUAUAAAAAAAUACCUUGUGUAUAAACUGUUUAUAGAUAUUUGUGGACUUAAAAUACACAUGUAUAUUUUUAAACAUUUAAGUUUUAAAAGUCUGGACUUCUCAGGCUGUGUGUGAAAUGAAAUUAUUCUAUCCUUCAAAGUCUAGUUGGACCUGUUUACUGCUUAGUCUGUGGUGAAAGCUUUGCUGCUAAUGCGAUGGUAUCAGACGACUAUGAACUAUGGAAAAGGUUUGUUGCAUCAGAAACACUGCAGUAAAGCUUUAUAUCUCACCACUGGUAAAAUGAAUGUGUUGUAUUGACUUGUUGAAGAUAAUCAUAAAACCACAUAUUUUCAACCUUUCUUUCCUUAUAGAUUAGAAUGCAAAUGUCUAUAUAUAUAUUUUUUGUAAAUAAUGGUUUUUAUAAAUGUCUUUCCGUCAUGAUUUUCCCUAAUAACGCAUUUCACAAAAUCAGAAUAUGCAAUUAUUUAUCAUACAUAAUAUUAUACAAUAAUUAGGGUCCCCAUUUCAGAACAAAGUUUAUUAAAUUCUAUAAACGAGAACAGAAUUAAACAAUUAAUGAGUUGUAAUUGAAAUGUGAUUCUUUUCUCCCUUGGAAAUAAACAAGACAUCUAAAAUAA